Cylindrotheca closterium is the source of this 951-nucleotide messenger RNA. The record is from the annotation of a GenBank genome assembly. NCBI's taxonomy places the organism in Eukaryota, Bacillariophyta, Bacillariophyceae, Bacillariales, Bacillariaceae.
AUGAAUCUUGUUGACUGCGUCAUUAUCGGAGGAAGCUACGGAGGCUUAUCUGCUGCGCUCUGUUUGGGACGAUGUCUUCGACAAACUGUGGUCAUUGACGAAGGUUUGCCCUGCAAUCGUUUCACUCCCCAUUCUCAGAAUUUCUUGACUCGAGACGGUUCUGCUCCGGAUGAAAUUGCCUCUAUUGGCAAACAACAGAUUGUCGACAAGUACAAGACUGUUCAGUUCCUGAAGGAUCGUGUCGUCUCCAUCCAAAAGAAAAGUGGUGGUGACGAUGAUGCUCCUGAGACGACAAUGUAUCCAUUUCAAGUGCAGACCGCAUCGGGGAAUACUCUGGAAUCCAAGACUCUUCUCUUUGCCAGUGGUGUCACGGAUACCUUCCCAAGCGAUAUUCCAGGCUUUGAAGAAUGUUGGGGCACCACAGUCAUCCAUUGCCCCUACUGCCAUGGAUACGAGUUUCAUUCCCAGCCGACGGCCAUGUUCAUGGCAAAAGAACGAGCCAUGCACAUGCUUCCGUUGGUUCGGAACCUCACUGCAGAUAUCAAGAUUGUAUCCAGUGGCACCUUUGAUGAGAAGGAACUAGCACUUUUUGAAAAGAAUGGUGUCCAAGUCAUGGCGUCCCCCGUCCAGGAAAUUCAACAUGAAAAUGGACACAUUACUACGAUACUACUCAAAGAUGGAACCAAGCUACCAGUCAAGGCCAUGUAUGCCGGAAUUCCAUUUGAACUCAAUGCCAAGAAUAUCCUUCAAGAUGAGUUGAAAUGUGAACUGGACGAACAUGGAUUCGUCAAGGUCGAUGGAUUUCAAAAGACAACCGUAGAUGGAGUCUAUGCUGUUGGUGAUGCUACCACCAUGUUUCGAACUGUUGCCAAUGCUGUGAGUGGGGGCAAUAAGGCUGCAUCCAUUAUAAAUAUGGGACUCUGCAAUCAGGAAUUUGCCGCACGUUCGUAA